AUGAAUUAAUCAAAAUAUAUAAAUCAAAAUCUCACUUCUAAACAAAAAUUUAUCAAAGACUUUCUGAUUGGAUCACUUAGUUAUUUUACCACAAUACUAAUCUGUACUCCAUUGCAACGAUAUUAAAUGUUAAUCAUCCAACAAUAAAGAAAUCCAUUCAAAAGCAAUCAUCGCACUUUGACACAAAUUUUAUAUGAACGUUUUGAAGUAUGAUCAAUGUAUUGAUCCAAAGGGUAUCAAUCAUCUCUGGAGAAGCCAUCCUGAUGAUCUCAGAUAUAUUUUUUCUUAUGGAUUAUUGUUUGCAAUCAAUGACACUUACAAAAAACUCAUUAAUUUCUAUUCUUAAAAUGAAAAAUAAUCAAAAAAUGCUUUCAUUGCAGGUUCCUUUGCUGGUAUCACUCAUCUAUUUCUAUAAUACCCUUUCUUAGUUGCAAGAUUAAAAUUAAAAGAACCAGAAUAUAAAAAAAUCUUAGUUUUUGAAAACAAUUUUACUUCUCAAUUUAUUAGAAUUAUCAAAACUGAAGGAUUAUUAACAUUAUAUAGAGGUCUUCCUCUCUCCUUAAUUAGUACUGGAAUUUAUAGGUCCAUAUAUUUUGGAGGUUAUGAUCACUUCCAAAAAUACUUGCAAGUCCUUCCUUUCUUUAAUAAUAUAAUAACUAAAAUAGCUUUAUCCUUUGUUAUAACUACAACAGCUGAAAUAGUAUCCUACCCUUUCGAAUAACUAACAAGCAAAAAAUGUAUAUUUUGAUUCUCUAAACUAGCAAGAACAUAUUUUAAUGAAAUGACUGAAAUAAUAGGCAAAUAUAGAACCAUGCGAGGUUGUUUAGCUAUUGUUUUUUAUGGAGAAUUAUUUUCUAUCUAUGAUAAAGCAAUGGCAUCAUUCAUCUUGGAUAGAGAUGAAUUAAAUUUAUGA
Paramecium sonneborni is the source of this 913-nucleotide messenger RNA. NCBI's taxonomy places the organism in Eukaryota, Ciliophora, Oligohymenophorea, Peniculida, Parameciidae. The record is from the annotation of a GenBank genome assembly.